UUAGUAGGAGUGCUGGAAAGCAGGCGCGUCUCAAUUGGAUUAACACACUCGAAUAUAAUUUACUAUGUUUAUACGUUUACACUUAUCUAAAAUGAACAGCAGUUUUCUGUGACGAUAUUCCUUUUAUUUUUAGUAUAGAAAAAAAGGGCAUUUCCCCCCUUUUUCUUUUUCAACGUUACUCCUGAGGUGAAAAGUAAACACCUGCUGCACCUGCCUGCAGACUUUUUGUUGCCGCUGCUUACUGAACUUAUUGCAGAACUCAAUAAUGAAAGCCUGAUCAGAUUUAUUUAUUUUCUUUUUUGUUUUUUUGUUUUUUUUGAAGAAGAAGAAGUAGCGAAGGAAAUUGGCAAAGAAUGCUUAUUGUUUUUGGACUACACAUGGAGUCGACCAGGACACAGGCAAGGGUUCUGGCACUGCUGUUUUUAAUCGUGGCCUCCGUUCAGGCUGACUUUGUGGAGCCUCUUGAGCAGGACACCUCCCUGCGCUCCCUGGCUGAUUCUCAGACCCGGUUUCCCUGCCACUACAAGGAGACAGAGGGAGAGAAGGUGGUGCAGGUCACCUGGUACAAAGAGCUUCCAGACGGCAGCAAAGACAACAUCAUCACCGCCCACUUCACCGACGGCCACACAGAGUUUGGGCAGUACUCUCAUCGGGUGAAGUUUGAAAGCACCAACCCCACCGAGAACUCAGCCCUGCUCUUCCCCAACACAGAGGUGUCGGAUGAAGGCACCUACAUCUGCCACAUCUCCACCUUCCCCAAUGGGAACUUCGAGAGGCGUAUUGUGCUCACCGUCUGGAGUCUACCCAUUUCCAGCCUGGACUUGCUUACUCUGGUGGAGGGCCAACCGUUUGGUGUGGUCGCCUCGUGCCGAGCCGUGGGUCGUCCACUUCCCCGCCUCUCCUGGGACACUGAUCUCCCGGGCCAGUCUCAUAACCGAACCAGCGAAGCUGGGGCUGUGUCCAGCCACUACUCUCUCCACCCAUUGCGGAGCAUGAAUGGAAAAAAGCUGGAUUGCUUGGUUUGGCAUCCGGGACUGGACAAACCACGCAGGAUCUCAAACCGCCUGGUGGUUAAUUACCCCCCAGAUGCCACCAUCUCCUCCUCUCCUGGACAUUGGUAUUUGGGUCUAGAGAAAGCUGAGCUUGUGUGUGAAGGCAAGGGAUACCCCAAACCUCAGAACAUCACCUGGACACGGAGAGAUGGAGCUCUUCCUGAUGGGGUGUCAGUCAUUGGAGAAAAACUCAUUUUCCAGCGAGCCCUCCGUGGCAGUGACAGCGGGAUCUAUGAGUGUGUGGUCAGAAAUAGUGUGGGAGUUGGAACAACAGAGUAUACUGUAACAGUCGCAGAGAAAUCUAUAAGCGACUAUUCCACCAGUGAUAAACUACUGAUCAUUAUUGGAUCUGCAGCCGGAGCUGCUCUUUUGAUCCUGGUCAUCGUCAUCCUGCUGGUCAACCGCCACCACCGGCACAGAAACAGAAAGCUCAAGAAGGAGCUGAGUGAUAAAACGGACGAAGUAAACAGCCUCUCUCGACAAGCCUCCUUCAGGAGACUCAACUCUGUCAGCUCAGACCCUCGAGUGCAGGCUGAAGAUUACGCCCUGCUCAGAGUAAACAGCAGAAUGAAAAACAGCCUAAUGUCUCUGGAGCGUCCCAUCUACAAAGGCAGCCAGUCUACUCUGGGUGGGAGGUGGGGCCCUGCAGGAGAGGUGGAGUUGGAUGAACUAGGACGUCCCGUCAUCUGGCAUGAUCUGGGAGCAGCAGAGAUGGAUGGGGAAAAGGAGGAGCAUAGGAGGAGGGUGGAGUUGUUCCUGAAGAGCAGCAACAUGUCACUGGACUCAGGUCUUCCUUCGUCUCUCCUGCCAAUAAAAGUCCAGCAGGAUGGUUGUAUGGGGCCUAGAGAGCCAGACCUGGGUCAUCUGCAGGAUGGACACACUCCUCCUGAGGAUGACAGCCCUCCCACCCAGUCUGUAGAUGAGGGACACGAGGAUGAUGAGGACAGCAACUCCUACCAGAUCUCAGCAGCUCUCAAAAAUUAUUUUGAUUACAGCGAUGGCUUCCUCAGGCCCAAGCCACACUCCAAUGCCAUUCUGCUGCACCCUCGAGCAGAGGUCAUUUAAACCAGGCUGUGAUCCAAAACUUGUUGAGGAAAGCCCAUCUUUCCUUGAACUUAUUCUUUCUAACCAGAUGGUUAUUUUGAACUCACUUCGUGUGCAGUUUGCCUGAGAUACUAUCAAGAUGCUACUUCUUGCCUCCUAUUUGGGAGAUAAUAAAGUUCUAUCCUUAUUUUAUAAUCAUUUGAACGUUUUAACAUACUCUGGGGUCUUUCUAUGCCUUCACUGGUGCUUCAACAUGCAGCAAUGGGCCCAGUCAGACUAUUGAGGAUGUUGCAGUUCACACAAGGGCCGCUCCAUAUUUGGGAAAUUUUCUGUCCUAAAUAUUUUGAAGAUCCACUAACAGAGUGGUCUAACUGGAGGACUUUGUGUUUGACUUAGCAUCAGGGCUUGUAAAUAAAAGAUUUAUUCCAGCUUCCUGUUACACAACGUUUACUGUAUUUGGUGUAAAGCUAAACUGUGUAUCCAGUGUUUUUGAUGAGUUAAACCUGAAUAUGCAGCUUUUUUUAAGCAUGCAAAAUAGGUUCCUGGUGAAUCCUGCUUCUAACCAAUGAUACCAAGUUUACAUCAGAUAUAUUCAGGGAGGACAACAUGGACAGAAAAACUGGGGUCCUGGCUAGGAUCCUUUUAUGGAUGAGAACUUAGUGUAUUUGUGCAUCUGUGUAAUUUAUAUACAGAAAUAGUUUUAUAUUGACAUCAAUGGCUACCUUCAGUUACUAAAAGGUCAAAGAGUUCUUCCAACAAGGAAUUGUAGAGACAUGAGCAAAGCUAUUUAACUAGAGGAUGCUGAUGGAUACAAUACAACGAACUGGGAAUUGUGGCCAACUAUUAUUGUCUCCAUUAAGGCUCAGUCACAGUUACACUCCUUGGCCCUCCAACUUCUGUUUUGAUGAGGUAAGAUUCCCCAAGGAUCAAUAAGUAGUGGGUAUCUGGUUAUCCAGAUGUCCCUCAACGUUCUGGUUGAAGGGCUAGAUGUCUGCUCUUUGAUUCCCAAAAGAAAAGGAGCUCCUCAUUUCUCCAAGACAGGGAAGGGCUGAGGGGUGGAAUUGGUACUGGGCCUCAGUGUUAAGUGCUUACCACGGACGGACUGGAUGGACUGAACACUGUAAAGAAGCGCUGUCAGGUGAUGAGGAAUAUACUGUAUUAUUGUUUUUUUAUGUGCCAGUUUUUUUCUAUGAAAAUGCAAGAGACUUGUAAAUGUUAAAAUGUUUAUUCAUAAAGGUACAGCAUAUUUGAUUUUA
Messenger RNA from Melanotaenia boesemani (Boeseman's rainbowfish), 3352 nucleotides. RefSeq names its product nectin cell adhesion molecule 4b (gene nectin4b). Bases 354 to 2117 code for a protein of 587 amino acids. NCBI's taxonomy places the organism in Eukaryota, Metazoa, Chordata, Actinopteri, Atheriniformes, Melanotaeniidae. Gene Ontology annotation, biological process: heterophilic cell-cell adhesion; homophilic cell-cell adhesion. Gene Ontology annotation, cellular component: adherens junction. The transcript is spliced from 11 exons. The record is from RefSeq and is a predicted model, not a curated record.